CGCACCCACCUCGCGGGACGCCCCGCCCGCGGCCCGCCCUCGCUGGCCCAGCCCAGGGCCCUCCCGGAGCUAUUUUGAAAGUGACCCUGGGCUGGGGCGGCCGCGGGGCGGCGGGCAGAGGCGCGGCGGGCGCGCGGGAACCAUGACAGAAGAUGACCGAGGCGGCGCUGGUGGAAGGCCAGGUCAAGCUGCGGGACGGCAAGAAGUGGAAGAGUAGGUGGCUGGUGCUGCGCAAGCCGUCGCCGGUGGCAGACUGCCUGCUGAUGCUGGUCUACAAGGACCGGUCGGAGCGCGCCCGGGGCCUGCCGGAGCGCAGCAGCCAGACGCUGGAGCGCAUCUGUGGCCUGGAGCCGGGGCUGCCCUACGAGGGCCUGGCCCACACGCUGGCAGUUGUCUGCCUGCCGCAGGCGGUCAUGCUGGGCUUCGACAGCCGGGAGGCCAUGUGCGCCUGGGACGCCCGGAUCCGCUGCGCGCUGGGCGAGGUGCACAGGUUCCACGUGACGGUGGCCCCAGGCACCAAGCUGGAGAGCGGCCCUGCCACCCUCCACCUCUGCAACGACAUCCUAGUCGUGGCCCGAGACGUCCCUCCGGUCGUCACGGGCCAGUGGAAGCUGUCCGACCUCCGGCGCUACGGGGCGGUGCCCAACGGGUUCAUCUUUGAAGGCGGGACCAGGUGUGGGUACUGGGCCGGGGUCUUCUUCCUGUCCUCCGCGGAGGGCGAGCAGAUCAGCUUCCUGUUCGACUGCAUCGUUCGCGGCAUCUCCCCGACCAAGGGCCCCUUUGGGCUGCGGCCGGUUCUCCCAGGUGCGUGGGGAGCACGGCGUGGCAGGGGGCCCUCGGCGUCCGCCCAGCUGGGCUCCUGGGGACUUCGGCCUUCCUCCACAGGCCUGAGCUGUUGGGGCGCCCAGGCCACCACUGGUUGGGACGGUCGUGCCGAUCAGAAGUGGUCAACCGGGUGGGGGUCAGCCAGAGACCCCAGCCCCGGGCGGGGCUCCUGCAGACCUUCUGAGCAGCCCUGGCACCCAGACUGGCGGGGGGGGAGGGCGAGCCUGAGGUCACAGGGACUGUGGGCUGGGGUGGGACAGGGGCUGCUGGGCGUGUGCCUCAUCUGGUCCCCUUCCCUGCUCGUGGCCGGGUGCCCUCUUCCAGCCUCUGGGCCGGAGCCUCCAGGCCAGCUCUGGUGGCUGGCGUGGCAGCGCCCUCUGCUGGCGCUGUCCCUCCUUGCAACCCAGUGUGGCUUGAGCACAGGGUGCGGACAGUGGGCUCCCGGGGCGGGGUGGAUACCUGUGGCCCCACCGUGGGUUGGGGACACACCAGGCUGGCCCUACAGUGCUGGGCUCGCCAUGACGUCCCGGGUAGCACGGGGGCUGUGGCUGAGGGGCUGCCGGGAGGGGGCCGGGUCUGCCUCUGGUGAUUCCUCUCUGCUGCAGACCCCAGCCCCGGGGGACCCGCCGCCGAGGAGCGAGUGGCCCAGGAAGCCCUGGAAGCGCUGCAGCUGGAGAAGCGGCUCAGCCUCCUCUCCCACCUCGGCCGGCCCGGCAGCGGAGGGGACGACCGCAGCCUGUCCAGCUCGUCGUCAGAAGCCAGCCACUCGGACGUCAGCGCCAGCAGUCGGCUCGCCCCGUGGCCGGAGCAGUCCUCGUCCUCGGCCAGCACGUCGCAGGAGGGGCCCGGGCUGGCGGCGGCUCAGGCCCCGGGGGAAGCCGUGCUGGGCGCCUCGCGGCCGCCUCCCAAGCCGCCGAGGCCGCGGCAGCUGCAGGAGGUGGGCCGCCAGAGCUCCUCGGACAGCGGCAUCGCCACGGGCAGCCACUCCUCCUACUCGGGCAGCUUCUCCUCCUGCGCCGGGAGCAGCCUGGACGUGUGGCGCGGCGGCGACGAGCUCGGCUCGCUGCUCAGCCUGCCACCGGCAGCGGGGGCGCCCGAGCCCAGCCUGUGCGCCUGCCCGCCCGGGACAGCGGAGUACCAGGUGCCCAGCGCCCUGCGGCCCCAUUACGACACGCCCCGCAGCCUGCGCCCGGCCCCCAGGGACCAGACCCCCACUGCCCAGGGCGGCCCCGACGGCAGUGCAGCCGGGGACCCCGGCGGCCAGACGCCCACAGGCUGCCCCUCCGGUGCGAGGCGGCGGGGACAGGAGGCGGAGGCCCCGGGCGGCGAAGCCGCCCGAGUGCCCUGGGAAGCAGGCGGCCCCCACGCGGGGCCCCCUCCGGCCUUCUUUUCCACGUGCCCGACCUGCGGAGGGCUCAAGGUAAACCCCCUUCCCUGAGGGCAGGCGCGCCCCUCCUCACGGGCACGCGUGAGGGCCGUCCUUUGGGCAUUUGGUGACACCGGCAACAGUGCGGCUUAGUGGGGCGUGGGGACGGG
Messenger RNA from Phyllostomus discolor (pale spear-nosed bat), 2361 nucleotides. RefSeq names its product docking protein 7 (gene DOK7). NCBI's taxonomy places the organism in Eukaryota, Metazoa, Chordata, Mammalia, Chiroptera, Phyllostomidae. Gene Ontology annotation, biological process: positive regulation of protein tyrosine kinase activity; neuromuscular junction development. The record is from RefSeq and is a predicted model, not a curated record. Bases 153 to 2249 code for a protein of 698 amino acids. Gene Ontology annotation, molecular function: protein kinase binding. The transcript is spliced from 6 exons.